Molecule: messenger RNA, 1244 nt
Organism: Prorocentrum cordatum
Lineage: Eukaryota; Dinophyceae; Prorocentrales; Prorocentraceae
Source: the annotation of a GenBank genome assembly
CAAAAUCGGGACGGGAGCUUUUUGGCUAUUUUCGGCCCCGGGGGGCCCUCGCUGGGCCGCGGGACCGACAGAAUGCUAUUCUCAGGAUCCGUAGCCAUUUUGGCUCAAGCCAUGUGGGCUCGAGCUGUCAGAAGUUAAUUCGGAAAGAGCACGAGCAACUGUACAGCCCCGUUGUUGCAUGAGCGCCCGUCCGUGAUCGACGGACAUGCUUACCGUCGAGACGAGCGGCGUCCUCUUGGGGCUUCUGUCCUACACCGUCUUCUUCUUCACGUAUCCAUGUUUGUCUCAGAUCCUACCGUUGGGCGACAGCUAUCGCAGCUUAAAAACGAUGGUGGUCGCGGCCCGAGUGCGUUCCAAUGCCAAUGCACCGCUGAUCAACUUGCCUUCGUUGCCGGUGUACCUGAGCAGCCUGCAUCUUUAUGGGCUCGACCAGCACUCGCAACGGUGUCAGAACUUAGACGACCACGCCAAAUUCUACGGCUGCGCACUGGGAAGUUACUUUCUGGUCGACUCACUCGUUGUGCUAUGGUACCGUGAGACGAUGGGUAUGGUUUAUUCAACGCUGGUGCACCAUUUCUGCGGUGUGUGGGGGGCAACAUAAACGCAGUUCUGAUUGGUUCCCCGAACCUGUAUUGCAUUUGGUUUUUCGUCUGCGAGAUUUCGAUGCCGAUGGUGAAUCUGCGCUGGUUCCUUGCCAAAGUAAGCUAAGACGCGCCCAACAGCACCUUGUACGUCGUGAACGGCCUGGCCAUGGUGCUCGUGUUCGGCCUGGUGCGAGUGUUUCCGCUGCCUUGGACGCUCUAUUUGCAUUGGGCUCGCGACUGGGACACGCUUGGGAAGGUGAAGUAUGCGAGCGAGUUUGAGACUAUAUAUGGGUUCAGCUAUCAGAAGUAUUGGUUCUGCAUGCUGGCGGUCUUUUGUGUGCUUCAGACGACUUGGUGGAUUUUGAUGGUUAAGGGCGCGCUAAAGGCGAUGCGGAAAACUCCGCCUAAAAAGGAUGAUUGAGAUCGAAUGUAGAAUGGAUUUGGUGUUGUAUUGUAGGACGGGUGUGUAAUUGCAGUUGUGCGAGACAUGUGUUUACCAUUAUACAGCGUCUAAUUCGGAUCUGCCCUCAGCAUCUGCUGUCGUAGACUGCUAUUGCUGUCUGGUAGCGCGUCGGUCAGCGGGUGUCAGCGGCCUUCGUCGGGAUUUGCGCACGCCGUCGUCUUUAGCACGCCUGGGCUCGAUCCCUUGAGGCCUGCCGG